UGUACCUCUGGGACCUAGACCCUAGAAAUAUUUACGUACAUUCGUAUCCUUGUAAAACCGUAUAUGAACUCGCACUAUACUAAACUUGAGGAGAAAAGCUUGAACAUUUACCCUUGUUUGUGGCAACCCAGAUUCUAAAGCUUCAAUCUUUAGCUCUCUCCGAUGCUUUUCUGGGAAGAUAGGGUAUAUCUUUUUAGUGCAAGUUGCUACACUUGACUUAAUUACUUCAGCACGCCACAGCAAUUUGUCCCUGUAAAAAGAUUUUGAGCAGAUCCAACUUAUCUUCUCUGAGUUAAGCAUCCAGCUGUCUGCCAUGCAAGCAGCCUGCCUUCUUCAAUCUGCUGGUCUUUUCCCCAAAAGUGCUCACCGUGGAGGUACCUCUAUCAAACAGGGUGGUUGGAUAAAGUUAAAAUCCCCCAAGUCACUGAGAGUAGGUGAUACCAGAGGAAUCCAAACCUGUAAACUUAAUAUUCCUCUUCGGCCAACAAGGUUAUCUGCUAUCUCCAACGCAGAUGAUGGAAAGCCUGCUUUAUCUGUCGCUGAGGAACAUAUAAUCACAAGCCAAACUUUACAGAAUGAAGCAGAUACAUGGUUAAGUGGAUGGUCACCCCCAAGGCACUUGUGGAGGGCAUUAUCAGUCUUUAUUCUUGCAGGGCAGGUCAUUAUCAGGAUUUUGAAGGGCAAAGUCCACUGGAAGAAUACACUCCAGCAACUGGAAAGAGUCGGUCCAAAAUCAGUUGGAGUCUGUUUGUUAACUGCUACUUUUGUUGGGAUGGCCUUCGCUAUCCAGUUUGUGAGAGAAUUCACAAGACUAGGAUUAAACAGAUCUAUUGGUGGUGUCUUGGCCCUUGCCUUUGCGAGGGAGUUGAGUCCUGUGAUCACAUCAAUAGUCAUUGCAGGGCGUAUUGGCAGUGCAUUUGCUGCAGAGCUGGGAACUAUGCAAGUGUCAGAGCAAACCGACACACUAAGGGUUCUUGGUGCUAAUCCUGUUGAUUACAUGGUGACCCCGAGAGUGAUUGCUUCAUGUAUUACUCUGCCAUUACUUACUCUACUGUGCUUUACAGUAGGAAUGUCAGCAAGUGCUCUCCUCGCUGAUGGUGUUUACGGGAUCAGCAUAAACAUAAUUUUGGAUUCUGCUCGGAGAGCUCUCUCUUCGUGGGAUAUAAUUAGUGCAAUGCUCAAGUCCCUAGUUUUUGGCUUGAUUAUAUCCAUUGUUAGCUGCGGUUGGGGGAUCACUACUUCAGAGGGUGCCAAAGGUGUUGGAGAAUCAACGACUUCUGCUGUUGUAAUUUCUCUCGUCGGUAUCUUCGUUGCUGAUUUUAUCCUCUCUUAUUUCUUCUUCCAGGGAGCAGGAAAUUCAUUAAGGAACGUUGUCUAAAUCAUGAAAUAUGUAUUCUACUACAAAAUUUGUGGUGUUUUACUUUUGUGAACUAUUUUGAAGAAUCCUGUAAUGCAUUUACAGCUAGAGAGUACAUGACUUCUAUUGGCAUUUAGAGUUA
Messenger RNA from Daucus carota subsp. sativus, 1499 nucleotides. RefSeq names its product protein TRIGALACTOSYLDIACYLGLYCEROL 1, chloroplastic. Gene Ontology annotation, biological process: phospholipid transport. The transcript has 3 exons. Gene Ontology annotation, cellular component: ATP-binding cassette (ABC) transporter complex. Bases 314 to 1378 code for a protein of 354 amino acids. The record is from RefSeq and is a predicted model, not a curated record. NCBI's taxonomy places the organism in Eukaryota, Viridiplantae, Streptophyta, Magnoliopsida, Apiales, Apiaceae.